CCAUCUGUAGGAUAGAGCUUGUUGCAUGUUAUUUUAUUUUUUUGACAGAUCUUUUCUCCAUUGAAAAUGCUGUUUAAUUGACGCCAAAAUGUUUCAUGGAAACAUGUCAGUUUCAAGGAAAUUUUCAUCAGGAACGUGUUCCAGGUCCAAGAUACAAUUUCUAGUAUAUAUAUGUAUAUGUGUGAGUGAGAGAUACAGAUAUCCUUCCCUCUAAUGAAGUGUUUUUUUCCUCUUUAACACCUGGCUAUAGCACAGUCUCAUCAACAGCUUGGCCUAUCCUCAGUUACUCGGUGGGCUGAAAUUAACCUAACAUAUUAACAUGUUUGCUUUUCUCUAAUUUUACACUUCAGAAACAGCUGUUGAGACUGGCAGCCACUUGGCCUCCUCAAUCCCGGCAGUGCCUAUUGCCCAGCAUUAGUGUAAUCAUUAGCGCUUUAAUGGCAGCAUUAUCUCCUGCUAAAAGGGUCACCACAACUCAAGGCAGAGCUUCUGCCAAGUGAAAACAGGCUACAGGUGAAAUGAGAUGGAAACUGCAAAGUGUUGCUUCUAUCUUAACCCUCCUAAAGACCUGUUGACACUGUGCAGAGAGGAUUGAAUGUGCCUAGGCUGCAAAAAUUUUGGCCAGGGCGUUGCUGAGAAGGUGGAGCUCUGAUUAACUCCUGUAUUGUUCGGACAAAUCAAAGGAUAUAAAUACAGCGAAAGGAGGAUGGGGGAGUCACUAUAAAGCAACUCUUGCCCCUCCAAGCAGACCUCACUUCUUCUCCUGCUGCCACCUAGUUAGCUUUCCUAGGUCUCACCCCUCUAGUCAUGGCUCUCUGGAUCCAAUCACUGCCUCUCCUGGCCCUCCUUGCUCUUUCCGGCCUCACGAUCAGCCAUGCUGCUGCCAACCAGCACCUCUGCGGCUCACACCUAGUGGAGGCCCUCUAUCUGGUGUGCGGAGAACGCGGCUUCUUCUACUCUCCCAAAGCCCGACGGGACCUCGAGCAGCCCCUAGCGAAUGGCCAUCUGCAGAAUGCGGUGGAAGAACUGCCAUUCCAACAACAGGAAUACCAGCAAGAGAAGAGGGGAAUUGUUGAGCAAUGUUGCCAUAGCACCUGCUCCCUGUACCAGCUGGAAAACUACUGCAAUUAGAAGAGACAAAGAUGGAGGGGAGUGUGUGUGUGUGUGUGUGUGUGAGUGAGAGAGAGGCACUUUUGGUAUUGCACCUUUAAAGCAAUUGAAUAAAAACGCUGUGAAUCUA
Chelonia mydas (Green sea turtle) is the source of this 1240-nucleotide messenger RNA. It is a transcript of the gene INS, whose product is annotated as insulin. The record is from RefSeq and is a predicted model, not a curated record. The coding region runs from base 808 to 1131 and encodes 107 amino acids. NCBI's taxonomy places the organism in Eukaryota, Metazoa, Chordata, Testudines, Cheloniidae. The transcript has 3 exons. Gene Ontology annotation, cellular component: extracellular region. Gene Ontology annotation, molecular function: hormone activity.